AGGCUCUUCGCGCGUCCCCGGGCGAGGCGAGGCGCGCGCGCGCGCGGCGCCAUGGCUCGGUCGCCCGGAUGAUCACGUUCUUGCCGCUGCCCGACUUCGCUGCGGUCGCGAGGCUCUUGGACGACCGGCGCCUGGGCUCGCAGCGGGUCGAGGCACGCUUCAUCCUCCGCUGCGUCCGCAACGCCGGUGGAAGGUAUGCGCGCUUCCAGAAUACGGGCUACGUGCGGAUGUGGGUGGGCCACGAGGACGCGCUGGCGGUGUAUUACAACACCGUGAGUGAGGAGUGGCUCCGGCGCGGCUUCCGGGAGGGCGUGUCCAAGGCCGAAAGCACGUCGCCGGGCUCGGCCAGGCGGACGUGCCCACCCCCGGGUGGCUGGGCGACGACCGGCUGCACCGCACCCACAGGGCGGCGCUGCUGCUCAAGGACCCCGCACACUACGGCGGCUUGGGCUGGACGGAGCCUCCUGAGGCUAUCCCUCGCCGACCAGGUCCAGUACCUCUGGCCGCGGCGCCGCGCGGACGGCGCCUGGGAGCUCCUGCCGCCCGCCGCGGGCGCCAGCCGGCCCUCCGCCCGGCGGCGCGCCGAGGCCCGCGCCGUGCCGAGGCCGCACUGGCUGGCGAAGCCGGCGCGGCGCAGCGCGGGCCCGAGCGGCGGCCGCGGCGGCAGGAGGAAGGCCCAGGUUCUGCCCCGGGCCUCCCGGCACUUCGCGGGGCCUGCGGGCCCGGCCGGCGCGGAGGCUCUGCAGGAGGCAGCCGCGGGAGGGGCGGCGGCUGCCCGCACGGGCGCCUCGGCGGAGCGGCGCCUGUGGCGCGUCGCCCUGCGGGCUCGGCCGGAGGGGCCGAUCGACGUGUGACGCGCCGGGGCGGAGGCGCAGAGAGGCGGAAGCCUGGCGUACUUCUCACCGCCGCCGGGUGAAGAAGGAUCGCUGUUAUUCCCCACCGUGUGGUGCUCAGCCUGUUCUUCAUUCGAAGUGCCCCCCUCCCUGGCUCUCGCACAGUGCUGUGGCGCGGUGGCGCGCAUUUUUCAUUCGUGCGUCAACGCCCGUGGUGCAUCCACCAAGGCGCGUCGCUCGGCACAUGCACAUCCAUCACAUCAAAGUUCGUUGUCAGCAGUGCCUUUUCUCUGCAGCGAGCCCAGGGGAAGCGAGAAGGAGCAGGCCUUCUCAGCUGUCGGUGGGCU
Molecule: messenger RNA, 1180 nt
Organism: Prorocentrum cordatum
Lineage: Eukaryota; Dinophyceae; Prorocentrales; Prorocentraceae
Source: the annotation of a GenBank genome assembly